GCUGCAAACUGCCUAAAGAUCGCCGGCUUGUAAGGCUUGGCCAGCUUAUUGAUAAAAGAAUAGAAACUGAAUUCAAACCUCUGCUCUUUGCCGAUAUCUCUAAACAUUGGACAAACUUUGGAAGUCGACAUUGAGGCAGGUUAAAGGCAAAAAUAAAUAAAUAAAUACGAAACUAAAUGCAAAAUACCAGAUCUAUGUAUAUUUAAAACUAGAAUGUGCAACUUUUAUUUUCAUUGUAAAGCGCCAUCUGGUUGAAAUUUAGAUCUAAAAUGAUUUGAAUAUGGAGAACUUUCUGAAGUCUAAUGUUGUUGUUAUUUUCUCUGUCUUCAUAAGUCGAAUCACAGGCACUGAAGUUAUGUUCCAAUAUGAGGCGAGUGACGACACUGGUGAUCAAAUGCCUAACCAGUUCAAUGUGACUUUUAGCACAGAAACGAAAUUUCUAACCAAAUUCAAUCUCAGGCGUUCGCAGAGUUUUGACGUUAACAUUCCUCUCUAUACUCUCGACGUCGAUAAGAAAGGCUUUUUUCAAAAACAAAGAGUGAAAAUUAGACCCAGAAAGGCUAUAGGCUACUACCAUGAUACUAACCACAAGGCUGUGUUUUGUAUUAAAAGGUCACGCAAGACAUUGUCCAACAAUAAAUCUAAAUUUCACUUGAAAGCUGUAUUCCAAAUGGAUAACUCCGAAUACCUGUUUGACUCUGAUAACAAGACGCCUAAAAAGCCAUGGAGAAAUUUGUCCCUCGAAACACGUUUUAGUUCUAUAAGAAAUGAAUCUACUACACCUCGCUCUAGGACAACAUUUGACUACAAUGUUUAUAAGUUACAAUUGCUUAGAAGGACAAGUUUUGAUCUGUUUGACACUCGAAUACCACCGCCAGACGUAGAAAAGACUGUUCGAUGGAAUGUCAUCAAUCAGUCAACAUCAUGGUCAGACCCACCAAGCAGACGCCGCCGAAACGCAUUGCGUGACUACUACGUGGAUGUAGUGGCGUUGAUUGACAAAUUACGUUUCGAAUGGUUUCUAGAAAAAGCUAAAAAUGACUACAACACUGCGAGGCGGAAUAUUCGAGAGCACUAUGCUAUGGUGUUUAGCGGGAUUGACAUGCUUUUUAAAGGCAUCAACCAUCCAAACUACACGAUUCAUAUUCGUCUGUGUAAAAUUGACAUCCUUGAGGGACCCAAUGCUGCAAAUUUUAUUAGCAAGUACGCUUCAGAUGGAAAAAUGGACGCCGGCUUGGCUCUAGAAGCUCUAAAAAAUUUUUUUCAAGGUGUUGGGCAUCCAAUCGUCGGCUUUUACGAUUACGUGAUUUUGUUUACUGGCUAUGACCUCUUCAAAUACGAAAGUUCUGGUAAAAUUAAUUACGCAUACGUAGGUAACAGUUUUCAGAAAACAAUGUGCCGAACAGAUGGAACUAGCUGUGCUGUAAUAGAAGAUCGCAGAGGACCUGAUUUAAAAAUAAUUGCACAUGCACUUGGGCAUAGCCUUUCAGCCAAACACGAUGGGGAUGGCAACUCAUGCUUUAAGUAUAACAGAUACAUUAUGUAUUCUGGUGAAUUAAGGAUGGAAGCUCCGGAAACAAUAUAUAAUUCAUGGCAAUUCUCUUCCUGUAGCGUCAAUUACUUUACAACCUUUUUGACUAAGUUUGAUAGCAGCAGCUAUCGAUAUGACUGUCUAGCUUACGCUAUCGAAGCUUCAGAUGACAUUCCAGAUGUAUCUAAUAAACUAUUGGGUCAGAUAAUAAAACCUAAUCAACAGUGUCAACUAUAUUUCGGAAAGGCUUCCUACUAUUGCAAGGGUGCAAAAAACACUCAAAUUGAGGACAUAUGUCAUUCACUGUACUGUCAAGAUCCCUUGAAUUCUGGUGACUGUAAAGUGAUGGAAGCAUAUAUCGGGACGUCCUGUGGUGAUGGAAAAAUCUGUAUGUAUGGAAAAUGUGUCAACGACCCAUACGCUCCACAUGAUGAUGAGACUUGCUUAUUCGGAGACGUACAUGAAGAUCACUGCAAAUCAUUGAUCAGUACAUUUGUAGGCAACUGUUACCGUAAUGAACACUAUGACCUCUGCUGUGGCACAUGCAACAAUAUGUAUAGGCCCAUUUUAGGUUGUGAAUACGGUGACAAAAAAGAAAAUUGUCAAUCAUAUCACUGUGUUAAAGAAAAAAGGACAUGCUGUGGCACUUGUAAUUACGGUACACCUUUUACCCCAAACACCAGAAGAACAAUACCAACGAGGAUCACAUCAAAGAAACCACUUCUGAUUCGUAAUUCGCCAAAAGUGUUAGGAGAUUGUAAACAAGGAGAUUUAGACUUGAGACCAGAACUGUGUCAUGACCCUAGUGUCUGCAAGAAUUAUUUUUUUCUAUGCUGUGAAUAUUGUUCGAGAUAUUUUACACUUCCAACUAGAACAACCAUUGCACCUAAUGAUUGUUCCUCAGGAAACUUAGACUUUUUACCAGAACUGUGUACUAACAUUAGUAUCUGCCUGACAAACCGAUCACUGUGCUGUGACUAUUGCUCGCGAGUGGAAUAUUCUACAGUCUCAUGGACCCCCGAGAUAACUACACCCAAAGAUUGUUUCCCAGGAGACUUAGACCUUUUUCCAGAACUGUGUACUAACAUUACUAUCUGCCUGACAAACAUAUCACUGUGCUGUGACUAUUGCUUGCGAUUGCAAAAUUAUAAAGUCACAUGGACCACCAAGAUAACUACACACAAAGAUUGUGCCCCAGGAGACUUAGACUUUUUUCCAGAACUGUGUACCAACAUUAGUAUCUGUCUGACAUACCGAUCACUGUGCUGUGACUAUUGCUCGCAAGAGGAGAAUUAUACAGUCACAUGGACCACCAAGAUAACUACACCCAAAGAUUGUGCCCCAGGAGACUUAGACUUAUUUCCAGCACUGUGUACCAACAUUAAUAUCUGUCUGACAUACCGAUCACUGUGCUGUGACUAUUGCUCGCAAGUGGAGAAUUAUACAGUCACAUGGACCACUGAGAUAACUUCACCCAAAGAAUGUGUACUGGGAAAGCCAGACUUAAAUCCAGAGCUGUGUACUAGCCCAAGUGUCUGCCAGACACAGCCACUGAUGUGCUGUAAUUACUGCACCUACAAUUCUGGAGCCAUUUUUCAUCUAUACAAUACUUGGAUUUAUCGUUGUUUUUACAUUAAUUGCAUUUUCUUUUUGUCAAAACAAAUGUCAGCUUAAUAGAUCUAGAAGUCCAAUGAUGUCAAUGUUUCUCAUAUUUUUUUCAACAAAAUGUUUCACAAUUUAUUGUUUAUACCUUUUUUAUAUCUUUAUCUUUGUAAUACACAAGAAUAUUUAUCAUAAUACAACAAUGUCUUUUUCACAUUUGUUAAUUGUUAAAAGUUGCCCCUGAAAUUUUAGGACUUAUGGAGAUUUCAAUGUGGUUCUGCAAACUGUUUUCCAUUUGUCAGA
Molecule: messenger RNA, 3436 nt
Organism: Biomphalaria glabrata
Lineage: Eukaryota; Metazoa; Mollusca; Gastropoda; Planorbidae
Exons: 21
Coding region: 281-3205 (974 amino acids)
Biological process (GO): proteolysis
Molecular function (GO): metalloendopeptidase activity
Source: RefSeq, a predicted model, not a curated record